ACGUUUCCAAAAGGUUUGAAGUUAUAAAACCAAUAAAAGAUGUUGCUAAAUUUCAGAGUUUGUUACCAGUAACAAUGAAUUCAGUGGAAUGGGCAGAGCCCCUGAUUAUCCAGAUGAAAAAUCGGCAAUUCCCGGUUGUCCAACUGAAGAAGAUGAGGACCCUGACACCACUGGAACUCUAUCAAGUGUGCCUCUCCAUGGCUCUGAGCACAUUCUCCAACACGGGCGAGAUCAAAAACGUUACUCUUUCAUGUGUUAUACUGAUGGCUAAGGAACAUUUUUUGCAGAUGGGCGCAAUACCAUCAGAUCAACUCCCAGCUAGUUGGGAUGGAAAAGUUUGUGAGGAAGAUACAGACGAAUGCGACACCCACUCUCCUUGUGCCCGAGAGAACGCCACCCGAGACUGCGAAAACCUCCCAGGCAGUUACAACUGUCACUGCAAGUUCGGCUACACAGAACCACAUUGUGACUCCGUGCUCGACUUCUGCGAAGAAGGACCCUGCAAGAACAACGCCUCUUGCGAAUCCACUGACAUUGUCGGGUUCAAUUGCACAUGCAUUCCUGGAUUCACAGGCGAGACAUGCGAGACGAACAUUGACGAGAGCGAGGGAAACGACUGUGUGUCGGGAUCCACAUGUGUAGACGGAACCAACCAGUACACAUGUGACUGCAUUGGCACAGGGUUCAGGGGUCAGUUCUGCGAUGAGUCAUGUGUCAACUCAAGUGCGUGCGAGAAUUCUGCCAGUUGUCUUUUCAAUCAAACUUCCGAUGAGUUCUUCUGCGACUGCAGCUCAAAUUUUCAAGUUCAAUUAUGCUCGGAGCAACUUUCGGGUGGAGACAACGAUGACGGCAAACUUCUAACGGCAGGAGCUGCUCUGCUUGCAAUUCUAAUUAUAGUAGUAGUCACAGCUGACUCACUUUUCAUCGAGGAGUAG
Molecule: messenger RNA, 935 nt
Organism: Symsagittifera roscoffensis
Lineage: Eukaryota; Metazoa; Xenacoelomorpha; Acoela; Convolutidae
Product: fibropellin-1-like
Exons: 5
Coding region: 75-935 (286 amino acids)
Biological process (GO): establishment or maintenance of epithelial cell apical/basal polarity; heterophilic cell-cell adhesion
Cellular component (GO): plasma membrane; protein-containing complex
Molecular function (GO): calcium ion binding
Source: RefSeq, a predicted model, not a curated record